UGGCCAUAACCCUGUUGAAGAUGCCACAGCAGCCAUGAAAUUGGUUUUGCUGAAGCUGCAGCAUGACCUUACCUUUGGAGACACUGUUUUGGGAACUUUGCCCGAGUCUGUUUGGAGAAGAAUGAAAAACAUCACGUCUGAUACAAGUGAUAUGGAUUUGCAUCCCGAGCAAAGCACGUUGGAAAUGCUGAUGGAACACAAGAAAGCUGUGGUGGUGAUGGGGCCGUUGGACAUUAUGCAACGUUACAGGGAUCGUUGUGCAGAUCGUGGCCAGGAAAAGAAACUUAAUUUGAUCAGCUCCAGUUGCCAACCUCGACUGGUGCAAGCAGCUGCAGAAAAUGUGAACCAGCAUGACGCUAGCGUGAUUCAUUUGUUGCCUGAUAGAAUUGCUCUGGAAAAUCCGACUACGAUCCAAAACUGCAGAAAGGUGAAAUUGCAGGAUUCGUUGGAGAGGAUU
Molecule: messenger RNA, 457 nt
Organism: Notodromas monacha
Lineage: Eukaryota; Metazoa; Arthropoda; Ostracoda; Podocopida; Cyprididae
Source: the annotation of a GenBank genome assembly